Messenger RNA from Protopolystoma xenopodis, 309 nucleotides. The record is from the annotation of a GenBank genome assembly. Lineage: Eukaryota; Metazoa; Platyhelminthes; Monogenea; Polystomatidea; Polystomatidae.
AUGCUCUCUCGCGCCCAAGUCGAUUCAGACUAUUUUGCUGAUACUGUUUGUGGGGAACGCAUACCACGUCUGUGUCAGGCCAGUUUGGGAGCUGCUGUUUAUGCCAAGUGGGAUGGUGCUUUGUCUCUGCCAAGAAGAAGACUUUGGGGAGGAACUAACUUGGGCGUACAUGUAAAGGAUCGGGCUUGGGGCAUGAAUAGACAUAGUGUGCGCAUGUAUGCAAAUUUCUCCUGGCAGAUCAGAGCUCCUCGAUCAUGGAGACAAGAAAUUUCACCAAUCUUGAGUGGAUUAUACGCUCAAAGAUGCUAG